This is a messenger RNA of Diaporthe amygdali, 2115 nucleotides long. RefSeq lists its product as uncharacterized. The coding region runs from base 1 to 2115 and encodes 704 amino acids. The transcript has 4 exons. NCBI's taxonomy places the organism in Eukaryota, Fungi, Ascomycota, Sordariomycetes, Diaporthales, Diaporthaceae. The record is from RefSeq and is a predicted model, not a curated record.
AUGGCGGAAAAGAAAGUUCCUAUCACUAUCGUUUACCAAGCACCUCAAACCCAGCCUCCACUCUUCGUUGCCGGCUCUUUCUCCAACCCACAAUGGGUGCCUCAGGAGAUGGAUUAUACCACCGAUGAGGAUGGAAAAAUUACCUUCUCCAAGAAGUUCGACGUCGAGCCCGACUCAAAGAUUCAAUACAAGUUCCGUGUCGGCCCUGGGGACUGGUGGGUUCUUGAUGAGAGCGCACCUACUGUGACCGACGAUGCGGGCAACAGAAACAACUUCAUCGAAGCUCCGUCUGCGGAAGAGACUAAGUUGGAGGAGCCAGUUCAAGCUACGGAGAAAACCGAAGAGUCCGGUGCCAACCAUAUCCAACAUCCGCAGCCUGUUGCAAGACUCGAGGCUCUCAAGGAGGCCGAGAAGGUCGAUCGAUCGGGAACUAGCACUCCCGAGUAUGCGAGAACUGCCGCAGAAGUAGCGGAGUCAGCUGCCUUGGUCGACCCGCCCACACCGGAGCCCGAAGCCAUAGAUGCGACUGCCCCUGCUGCGGCUCAAGAGGCUGCUAAUACGGCCGCCGAGGUCGCUGACACCGCCAAAGAUCUCGAUAAUGACUUGGCCGAAGAGCACACCGAGACAGCCAUACCCGCACACGAGACAAUUGCGGACGUCAAAGAGGACCUUCGGAACGAGAACCUUGAUGUCGCUGGGUAUAGUAACGAGCCGGAGCACGAGCCGGAGCCAGCGCCCUUAUUUGCCCACGAGUGUGCGGGUCUUUAUGAAGAAGAUGAGAUCCCUGGAGUACCAGACGACGACGGACGAGCCGAGAUUGUGAAUGGAAACAUCCGUGGCCAAGACAAGGAUGACUUUGAAGAUCCGACACUCGAGCAGUUCCCUUCGUCAAGAAGCGAGAUAAUGGCUGCUGUCAGAAAGGUGGAAACCGGCCUCAACGCGAAUGAAACGUUGAACGCGGGCGUUCCGCCAUCUCCUGUCUUCCGAUCAAAGAGUGCAAGCACGGGCGAUGGAGAACACCACUCUCCAGAAUCGAGUCCAGUGUCCUCUAAGGGAUCACAGCACUUGUCUCUGCCGUUGUCACAACCCCAAGAGGCUAAGAGCGAGCGUUCUCUCUCGGUUGUGUCUCUCGGUUCUAUAGCUGAAGAUGAUGAGGCCGAGGCUACAACAGCCGAAGAAAUCGCGCCGAUCGUCGAGCAAACCCAAACUGCCGAUGAGGCUACAACAGCCGAAGAAAUCGCGCCGAUCGUCGAGCAAGCCCAAACUGCCGAUGAGGCCAUCAAGGUGGCGAGAAACGCCGAGGGUGAUGUUCCUCUGGAAGUUCCUACCUCACGGCCGGUGGUGACGGUUCCAAGUCCAUCGGCCAAAGCCAGCAAUGAGCUCAUCUCUCCAGUUAGUGUCGAGGAUGAGGCUGUCGUGAUGAGAGAUGAUAAGGAAAAGGAUAAGAGCAUGGAAAAUGGACAGUCCGGUUAUUUGACGCCGGAGAGAGCGGCGACCCCGAAGCUCCAGGAGCCGGGAAGUCCGAAUGAACCUGCUCCAAACACCGCCAUACCGGUUGAAGACUCAGCUCCAGUGGCGGAGCCGGAGCCGACUUUGCCCGUACCACCAAGCCCGAAGAUCGUUGUGUCCAAAGCUGAGGACAUAGCGCCUCAAGAAGAGCUUGAUCAAGGUCCGUCAUCUACUGAAAAUGGGCACAAGGAUAUUGAACCAGUGCCAUCAUCCACCGAGAGCGGCCAUGAGGAUGUUGAGACAGCCCCGUCGUCCACCGAGAAUGGGCACAAAGACAUUGAGACAGCCGCGUCAUCCACUGAGAACGGGCACAAAGAUAUUGAGACUCCCGCUCCAAGCGACAGUCAGGAUGAGACUGGUUCUCGAAGCGAGCCGGCUGCCACAUCUUCUGCGAUUGAGGGUAACCAGCCUUCCUCGUUGAAGAAGCGAUCUGCCCAUCAGUCCCCCUCCAGAGAUAGGUCCGGCACGCCAGCUCCUAUCCCGGACAAUGAAUGGGAGGCGGCCAAGAAUGGGAACUGGUUCUCGGCCUUUUUCAGGCUGAUCUUUGUCGAUUGGGUUGGUGGUUUCGUCAGUAGGCUGUGUGGAGGCAGGCGCAAGACUACGUAA